AUGGCACUGCCUGCCUGUGCAGCCCCGGCGCUCGGGCCGCCACUGCAACCGGAGCGAGGAGCGCCCGCCCGCACCACCUGUCCCCGCCGGCAUUCCAGAGGGGAGGCCGAAUUGGCAGUGAGCCGGCUCGGGUCGGUCGCCGCCUCAGUCGGCGCGGGCCCUCCUAGGGGUGUGUCUCGCGGAUUCAACUCUCGCCCGCUCCUGGACGAGCCCCUAAAGGCGUCUUCUUCCCUGGCGGGAGCCGCGCGCGUCCCGCUCUUCGCGCUGUUGCCCCGAGGCCGCCGCAGGCGGAUGCACGACCUCAGGCGACGCUGGGACCUAGGCUCCCUCUGCCGGGCCCUGCUCACUAGGGGCCUGGCCGCCCUGGGCCACUCGCUGAAGCACGUGCUCGGUGCAAUCUUCUCCAAGAUUUUCGGUCCCCUGGCCAGCGUCGGGAACAUGGAUGAGAAAUCCAACAAGCUGCUGCUGGCUUUGGUGAUGCUCUUCCUAUUUGCCGUGAUCGUCCUCCAGUACGUGUGCCCCGGCACAGAAUGCCAGCUCCUCCGCCUGCAGGCGUUCAGCUCCCCGGUGCCAGACCCGUACCGCUCGGAGGAUGAGAGCUCCGCCAGGUUCGUGCCCCGCUACAAUUUCAGCCGCGGCGACCUCCUACGCAAGGUGGACUUCGACAUCAAGGGCGAUGACCUGAUCGUGUUCCUGCACAUCCAGAAGACCGGGGGCACCACUUUCGGCCGCCACCUGGUGUGCAACAUCCAGCUGGAACAGCCAUGCGAGUGCCGCGUGGGGCAGAAGAAAUGCACUUGCCACCGGCCCGGUAAGCGGGAGACCUGGCUCUUCUCCAGGUUCUCCACGGGUUGGAGCUGCGGGCUGCACGCCGACUGGACCGAGCUCACCAGCUGUGUGCCCGCCGUGGUGGACGGCAAGCGCGACGCUAAGCUGAGACCGUCCAGGAACUUCCACUACAUCACCAUACUCCGAGACCCGGUGUCCCGGUACUUGAGCGAGUGGAGGCAUGUCCAAAGAGGGGCGACAUGGAAAGCAUCCCUGCAUGUCUGUGAUGGAAGGCCCCCAACGUCUGAGGAGCUUCCCAGUUGCUACACUGGUGAUGACUGGUCUGGCUGUCCCCUCAGAGAAUUCAUGGACUGUCCCUAUAAUCUAGCCAACAACCGCCAGGUACGCAUGCUGUCUGACCUGACCCUCGUAGGCUGCUACAACCUCUCUGUCAUGCCUGAAAAGCAGAGAAACAAAGUCCUCCUGGAAAGCGCCAAAUCAAAUCUGAAGCACAUGGCAUUCUUCGGCCUCACUGAAUUUCAACGGAAGACCCAGUAUCUGUUUGAGAAAACCUUUAACAUGAACUUUAUUUCACCAUUUACCCAAUAUAACACCACUAGGGCUUCUAGUGUAGAGAUCAAUGAGGAAAUCCAAAAGCGUAUUGAGGGACUGAAUUUUCUGGAUAUGGAAUUGUACAGCUAUGCCAAAGACCUCUUUUUGCAGAGGUACCAGUUCAUGAGGCAGAAGGAGCAUCAGGAGGCCAGGCGGAAGCAUCAGGAACAACGCAAAUUUCUGAAGGGAAGGUUCCUUCAGACCCAUUUCCAGAGCCAGAGUCAGGGUCAGAGCCAGAAUCAGAGUCAGAACCCAAAUCAGAAUCUGACUCAGAAUCUGAUUCAGAAUCUGAUUCAGAAUCUGACUCAGAGUUCAAAUCAGAAUUUGAGCCAGAUUUCGAGCCAGAAGGAGAACCGGGAGAGCCAGAAGCAGAACUCGGGCCAAGAGCAGAACGAUAGCAACACCAGCAAUGGCACGAAGGACUACAUAGGCAGUGUAGAGAAAUGGCGUUAAAUGGAUCAGAAAGGCUUGUGCACAGUUCUCCCAAAGUGCCAGUAAAAAUAUGGCAGAUCUUAAAAGAUGAGAGUAUCCAAACACAUCCUGCUUCCUUCAUUUGGGAAGUUAAAAAAAAAACAAGUGAAGAUGUUGCCUUUACAGUUGCCUUUCAAUUAAAUGUUAUGCUGUGUGUGGGUAAAACAAAUCUCCAUAUAUAAUUAAAUUGUCUAUCUUUGGUUCGUUGGACUAUUUAUGAAAUCCAAAAGCCAAACCAGACUCACCAGAAAUUGCCAUUUAGAUAUUUUAAGACGUUCUUAAAUCAGUUAUGGAGACAAAAGGAAAACAUAAAAUGUGACCAUUUAACUUAUGGCUAAGAAAUGGAUUUUAAAUUAUUCGUGAUACACUGUUAAAACCCAAUCUUGGAAGCAAAAAAAUAAAUAAAUAAAUAAAUAAAUAAAUAAAUAAAAUGAAACUGAAACCUUUUAUUUUCUUCUGAAUUUUAACAACGAAUCAUUUAAAUAGAAUAACAGCUUAUGGUAAAUUUUACCAAACUGUGGAAAAUGAGAAAUUUCUCUCCCAAACAUAGGUGGUUUUAUGUAAAAACAUUGGCUUUUCAAGUAGAACAGAACUCGUAUCUUGUUAUUUAAGAGAUAUUUAAAAUUUUAAACUUUUUCUACUCUCUGCUGGUUAAAGGUUUUAAACAGGGUGUGUCUCAUAUUCAACAAAAUAACUUUUUUUUUCCAAAUGGAAUACCAAUGUAAAGAUCUAAUUUCCAGACACUUUCAGGGCACUGUAAUUUCAACAAUUCUGGAAUAUUUUUGGCGCUACUUUUCAUUCAUUUGAAGGCUCCUCCAAGUUGUGCUUAUUCCAAACUAACCCAUUUAUAGAAUCUUUCUUCAUUAUCUAAAUGGCAUGUUGCUGAAUUUAUUGUGGUAUAUAAUCCUGGAUAAAAGUCAGGACUUUCUAUAGAAUUGUCUUAUCAAUGUUUGCGUAGUGAGGUCCUUAUCAAGAAACUCUUGAACAGGGUAAUGUGUCUAAAAAGAUUGAUGAGUUUAUUCUUUAUCAGAAAAAAUUGAAUCUGAAUGUGAACUGCUAUUUACUUUUUGUACAUGUUUAUUGUAAUGUUUUCAGUUUGGGUGGCUAUUUCUAGCCCUUUAGUUCUUUUUUCGUGUUGACAGAUGUAGAAAAAUUACAGGAGCAAAAAAUGGUCGAAUAAGCAUUGGGAUAGCCGGAGUUAUUCAGUAACACCCCAAGGUGUAUCUCGAUACUUUGGAUUAACCCUUCUACCAGAUUCUGUAUUAAGAAAAAAACAAAAGGAAAGAGUGUUUGGCAGUGUGGUUAUGUAUCAUGAGCAUAUGAGUUGAGAAGAGUGAUUUGGUAGCAUAAGUUUAUGCAAAAAUACUUUUAAGAUGUUGAUUAUGAAUUGAGCAAGGUAAAAAACAAACAAUGUAGCUCACUGUGCUGUCAAGCAGCAUGAUUCUGGGCAGUUUCCAUUUUACAGGUUUUGCUACAUUUUUGUAAAGACAUACACUCACCGCCUGGCUAUCAAUCAAGCAAGGUGACUGGAAGUGGCAUUUCUGUUUUCAGGAGAUAUGCUUAGAGGUGUGACCAUAAAGUCACAUCUUGUACUGUCUUCUCACUUACAUGAUCUAGUUUCAUCUGUAAUAAUAUGGUCACAAUCUGGACAACACACUGAAUGUUUGGGGUUUAAAAAUGAAUAUUCUUGACCCUAGGCUUGUAUCAGUAUAUCAAAAUUUUAUUUUGCAGUCCUAGAAUGGGUGAGAACUGAAUAACUGGAAGGAAAUUUUGAAAAAUCAAACACAUCUUGAAGUCAAAGUGUUUUAGAGUGAACCUAUUUUGUGUACAGUGUGUUUUGAAAAUAGACAUUCUCUAGAUCACUAUGGUAGUUCAAUUUUGUUUAGUUUUAAUUGGAAAUAUUUGUUCCUGAAAUUGACAGGUACUGUUAGGAAGCAGGAUGGAGCACAAGCCAGUGGAAAAGCUUGUUACAGGAAAAAAAAAACAUUUUGUGUAAUUGCUGUGGUGUGCAUGGUUUGCAGAGAUUAAGUGCAUUUUCUUUGUCUAUACUGAUUAUUGUAUAUAAGGGAUGUUAUAAAUAUACAUUUUGUCAUCAUCAUGUAAAUUCCAUGAUUUCAAUUGUAAACAUCAGUCCAAUGGUGUAGCUUUACAAACCAUUCACUGAUUUUGUGUAAUUUAACAAUAGAUAUGAAAUAAAGUUUAAAUUACAGUC
Molecule: messenger RNA, 4063 nt
Organism: Choloepus didactylus (southern two-toed sloth)
Lineage: Eukaryota; Metazoa; Chordata; Mammalia; Pilosa; Megalonychidae
Gene: HS6ST2
Product: heparan sulfate 6-O-sulfotransferase 2
Exons: 3
Coding region: 1-1833 (610 amino acids)
Cellular component (GO): membrane
Molecular function (GO): heparan sulfate 6-sulfotransferase activity
Source: RefSeq, a predicted model, not a curated record